Styela clava is the source of this 1950-nucleotide messenger RNA. RefSeq names its product retinol dehydrogenase 12-like. NCBI's taxonomy places the organism in Eukaryota, Metazoa, Chordata, Ascidiacea, Stolidobranchia, Styelidae. The record is from RefSeq and is a predicted model, not a curated record.
AAUAGUUAAGUUUUGUUGUAAUAUUUUUAAAUGUAGGGGUUUAUGUGAAGAUCGGAUGGCGUCAACCAAAAGUGCAAAAAACGGUAGAGUUACCAAAGACUUGGAAAUAGCUGGGAAGACUGUUUUAAUCACCGGCGCAAACACCGGAAUAGGUUUAGAGACUGCAAUUGAUCUUGCGCAACGAAACGCUAAAGUCAUAAUAGCCUGCAGAAAUUUACAAAAAGCAGAAUCGGCGAAACAAAAAAUUAUAGAAUCAUCGGGCUCAAACAAUGUUGUUGUGAAACAUCUGGAUCUGGCAUCAUUCGAGUCAAUCCGAAAAUUAGCGGCCGAUAUAAAUGCGACUGAAGAACGACUUGAUGUAUUAAUAAACAAUGCAGGUCUUGUUUUAUCAACAUACGAAGAAACUGCAGACGGAUUUGAAAUGCAAUUUGGAGUCAAUCAUCUGGGGCAUUUUCUCCUCACGAAUUUGCUACUGGAUUUGUUAAAACGAAGUGCUCCAAGUAGAAUUGUCAACGUUGCUUCCGCUGGCCAUCAGGCUACUACUAUCAAUUGGAAUGAUCCAAACAGAAAAAAUAAUUUCAAUGGAAUGGAAGCAUAUUGUCAAAGCAAAUUAAUGAAUGUUUUAUUCUCCAGGGAACUCAGCAAAAAACUUGAUGGUAGUGGAGUGACAUCUAAUAGUUUACAUCCGGGUGCCGUGGAAACUGAAAUCGGUCGGGAUUUGGGAUGUUGCAAAAUGUCAGGAUUCCUGGCAUGCAUGACAAUAUGUUUUUUUACUUUCUGUCCCUGCGUAGUAGUUGAUGCAGAGCAGGGAGCACAAACAUCUGUUUACUGUGCAAUCGCUCCGGAACUGGAAAAUGUAACUGGAAAAUAUUUCAGAAUGGUUCGUUCAGCAGUUCGUGGAUGGGUAAAAAGUGCUGUAAAGCUUACUAACAAAACUGUUCUAAUAACUGGGGCAAAUUCGGGACUUGGAUACGAAACUGCUCUCGAUCUGGCCAAACGGGAGGCGCGAAUUAUUAUAGCAUGCAGGGAUGCGAAUAAGGCAAAUGCUGCAAAAUCUGAGAUUGAAAUCGCAACGGGGUCACGGAAGAUUAUCACCAAGAGUCUUGAUCUUGCUUCUUUUGACUCAAUUCGAACAUUUGCAAAAGAUAUAAAUCAAACCGAGACUAGAUUAGACAUCUUGGUAAACAAUGCGGGAGUGAUGAAACUCCCCCAAGGGAUGACAUCUGAUGGAUUUGAAAUGCACUUUGGAGUUAAUCAUCUCGGACCAUUUCUUCUGACAAAUUUAUUAUUAGAUUUAAUAACGAAAAACGGGAAUGGCAGAAUCGUAAAUCUGUCUUCAAUAGCACACUUGCUUGGAGUUUUGCAUUGGAAUGACUUGAAUUGGAGAAACAAAGAAUAUUCACCCAUGGGAGCAUACAAUGCAAGCAAACUGAUGAACGUUUUAUUUACAAAGGAACUCAGUCGGCGAGUGCAAGGUACUGGCGUUACUGUUAACGCCGUUCACCCCGGUGUCGUGCGGACAAAUCUUAAUAGGACAGGUGGACAAGACAAGAGUGUGUAUGGAAGAUUGACAGAUUUUGUAUUUAAUCAACAACUAUUCACCAGAGAUCAAAAACACGGAGCCCAAACGUCAAUUUAUUGUGCCAUAGCUCCAGAACUAGACGGGAUAACAGGAAAGUAUUUCAGCGACUGUCGGAGGAUGUUUACAAAAUGGCCAACAACCGGGAAGAAAAAUUGCGAAAGAUUAUGGGAAUUAAGUGAAGAAUUGACUGAACUGAAAACGAAGCAAACGACAAAUACAAGAACUGCGACAAACACAUAACGAUUUAUUUUCAAAGCUGUUUAGAUCAAUUAAUUUUAAUCAAUGCGAUUUAUACUAUUCUUGAACAAGUUAGCUUGCGCUGAAACCAGCGACAUUGGUCGCUUAUAUAAUUCAACCCUCUUAUGGAA